AUGUCUUUAACAGAAGAACAAAAACAAAUUAUUAAAUCAACAGCACCAGUUCUAAAAGAAAAUGGUAAAGAAAUUACAUCGAUUUUUUAUAAACAAUUAUUUAAAGCUCAUCCCGAAUUAUUAAAUAUGUUUAAUCAAACAAAUCAAAAGAUUGGUACUCAACCAUUAGCAUUAGCUAAUACAGUUUAUUUUGCUGCUGAAAAUAUUGAUAAUUUAGGUGUACUUAUGCCUCAAAUUCAACAUAUUGCACAUAAACAUCGUGCUUUAAUGGUUCAACCAGAACAUUAUCCAAUUGUUGGUAAAUAUUUACUUCAUGCUAUUAAAGAAUUUUUAGCUGAGAAGGCAACAUCAGAAAUAUUAGAUGCAUGGUCAGAUACUUAUAAUAUAAUUGCUUCGAUAUUUAUCGAUAUAGAAAAAAAUUUAUAUGAUAAAUUUAAUCAAGAUCCUCGUGACAAAGGAUUUAAUUCAUUUACAAUUGUAAAAAAAGAAAAAAUUGCCAAUGGUCCAAUUAUUUCUUUUAAACUUGAACGAACAAAUGGUGGUAAAAUGUAUAAUUAUCAUCCAGGACAAUAUCUAACACUUCAUGUAAAAAAAGGGAAUUAUUAUCAUAAUCGACAUUAUAGUUUAACACAACCAUUUGAUGGAAGAUCAUAUUGUAUUGCUAUUAAACAAGAAAAUGAUCGACAACCAAAAGGUAUUAUUUCAAAUGAAAUUAUUAAUAAUUAUAGAAUAGGUGAUAAAAUCUCAGCAAGUUUUCCAGCUGGUACAUUUAGUUUAAUAAAAGAUGCUAAACAUCAUUUAUUUAUUGCUAGUGGAGUUGGUAUAACUGCUUUUUCAUCAUUAAUUCAAACAUUAUAUAAAAAAGGCAAAUCAAAUAUUGUAACAUUAAUUCAUUGUGUACCAUCUCAAGGACAUGCUGCUUUUGCUAGUCAAAUGCGUUCUAUUUUAAAUUCGAAUCAAUAUCAUUUACUUUUACAAGGUAGAUAUCUUCUACAAAAUCUUAUUAACGAUAUUAUAAAACAAGAUACACAUGUAUAUAUAUGUGGUUCAACAUCAUUUAUGAAUAAAGUACAAGAUUAUUUAAUUGAAUGUAAUCAUCCAAUGUCUCAUAUUCAUACAGAAGCAUUUCGACCAUCAUUGAGUUUAAUUAAAAAUGCGGUGAAAAAUCAAUCAAAUACAAAAGCAUUAUAA
Molecule: messenger RNA, 1191 nt
Organism: Adineta steineri
Lineage: Eukaryota; Metazoa; Rotifera; Eurotatoria; Adinetida; Adinetidae
Source: the annotation of a GenBank genome assembly